AUGAAAAAAUUGUUUGAUAUUAUUUCUCCGAGUAAAAAUAUACAACAACAAUCUGCAAGUGGUAAAGAAUCGUCAUCAUCAUCAUCAUCAUCUUCAUCACCAUCACCAUCAAAAAAUAGAUCUUGUUUUAAUGGAAUUGGUAUAAAUAGUAAAAUUAAUAAUAUUAAUAUCCAAGAAGAUUCUAUUAGCAAUGGAAAUAAUAAUGAGAAAUACCCACAAAUUGAAAGAGAUAAUAUUAUUAAAAUAGUUUUAUUAGGUGGAUAUCAAGUUGGUAAAUCAUCAAUAAUAAGGAGAUAUCUUCAAGGUUGUUUCACAACAUCUUACAUACCAACUAUUGGUAUAGAUUUGUCAACUUUAUUAUUAAAAAGAAAGCAAUCACAACAACAACAACAACAACAACAACAACAACAACAACAACAACAACAACAACAACAACAACAACAACCAUCACCACAAUCAUCACAGCAACCACCACCACAACAACAACAACAGCAACAGCAACAACAACAACAACAACAACAACAAACACCUCAACGUAAUAAAAAUGAAAAUUAUGAUGAGAAUGAUUAUUUAAGUGAUUAUUCAGAUUCAGAAUCAAAAGAUGAUUCAUCAUUAAAUCAAUAUUUAACGCAAUCACCAAAUCAAUAUAUAGUACAAUUUUGGGAUGUUGCCUAUGCAGAGAUUAAAGGUAAACAUUUCUCUAGUAUUUUAAGUGGUGCUUCUGCAAUCAUUAUGGUUUAUGAUUCUGUUAAUGCAAGUUCAAUUUUAGCAAUUGAUGAAUGGAAAACAAUUUUAAAUACUUCACCAUUUAUUCAAAUUAAUAAUGGUAAUAAUAACAAUAAUAAUAAUAAUAAUAAUAAUAAUAAUAGUAAUAAUAAUAGUAAUAAUAAUAAUAGUAAUAAUAAUAGUUUUAAUAGUAAUAAUUAUAAAAAAAUACCAUUGGCAUUAUUUGCAAAUAAAAGUGAUAUUGGUGAACCAGUUAUAAGUCCAACAGAUUUAGAUUAUUAUUGUAAUGCAUGUGGUUAUAGUAUUUGGAGAUUUACUUCAUGUAAAAAGGAUUUAAAUAUUAUAUCAGGUAUUGAUUCAUUGAUUUCAUUAGUUAUUGAAAAUAAGAAUCAAGAACUCUCUGAUAUUAGGAAUAGAUUAUUAAAUGAAAAAAAAGAAAAAAGAAAAUUAAUUUAUCAAUUAAAGAAAAAUGUAAAUUUAAAUACAAGUGUAAAAUAUACAAGAAGUAUUAAUAAAAGUAGUAGUGGUAAUAAAAAUCAAGAUAAUAAUAAUGUUGAUGAUAUUGAUAUAGUUAAAAAUUUAACAAAAGAAUUAGUUUUAUCACAAUCUUGUCCAAAUAUUUCAAAUUAUGGUAAAGAUGUUAAUAAUGAUGAUGAUGAUGAUAAUAAUAAUACUAUUGAAAAUAAUGAAAAUGAAAAUAAUGAAAAUGUAAAAAAACAACAAGAAAAAGAAAAAGAACAAAAAGAAAAAGAAAAAGAAAAAUUACAACAAUUUAAACAUCAAAGUGAAAUUGAAAAAGUAAAUGAAUUAUUAGAGAUGACAAAUGAACAUUAUUCAAAGUUUCAAAAAUCUUUGGAAGAGAUUAUGUCAAAAUCAAAUGGUACAACUAGAUAUAAUGAUUUAGUUCAGUUGGAGAAACAAAGAAGUAAUGAAUACGUAAAAAUAUGUAAUAAUUUAAAGAAAUUAAUUCAACCAAGUGCAUUUAGACAACAUCAUCACCAUCACCACCACCAUCAUCAUCAUAAACCUUCCCAAAAAAUAACAUCAGAUCUACUUUCAAAGAUCUUGGAUGAAAAUAUUUUAAAAUGGAAUACUUUAAUCUCUAAUCUUCAAUUGGAAAUAUCUUUAAAAUUAAAUAAUCAAAAUAAUGUAUAUCAGUCAAAUAAUAACAACAAUAAUAAUGUAAAACAAAAUAAUAAAGUAGCACAAUCCUAUAAUGCUGUUAGUCUUUUAAUUAAAGAUGAUCAAGAAUAUAGAUAUAAUAAUAAUAAUAAUAAUAAUAACAAUGGUGGUAGAAAAAAUAGCUUCAGCAACAGCAGCAAUAAUAUUAAUAAUAAUAAUAAUAAUAUUAAUAAUAAUAAUAAUAAUAAUAAUAAUAAUAAUAAUAAUAAUAAUAAUAAUAAUAAUAAUAAUAAUAAUAAUAAUAAUAAUAAUAGUAGUAUAAAUAAUAGUAUAAAAUUAAAUAUAAAUAAUAAUCCAAAGUAUAAGAUGGGUUUUGGAUUUAAACAUGGUGGAAAGAAUUUAUCAUCAAAUUUUUCAAUUAAUGAUCAUAGUAUUGAUACUGAUAAUCCUUCAAUGACAAGUUCUUCAAUUACUAGUAAUUCCUCAAUGAAUAGUUUUUCAUCCUCUCCAAGUAGUUCUCCACCAAAUGAUGAUAUCAAUGAUAAUAGACAUACAAAUAAUAUCAAUAGAGUAGCUACAAAUGGUGAUGGUAAUGUUGAUGGUGGUGGUGGUGAUAAUAUUGGUGAUAAUGAUUCAAGCUCUUUAAAUAGUAGCAGUUAUCAAAACCAUCAUAAUCAUCAUAAUCAUCACCGACACAAUUUUAAUAAUGAUAGUAAUAAUAACAGUUAUUCCCCAUCAACUAGUCAUAAUGGAAUUGGAGGUGAUGAUUUCCUCUUACCAUCCCCUUCUCUAUUACCCUCCUCUUAUAAUUUAACUGUAACUGUUUUACCUGAUCUUAAAUAUAAAUAA
Molecule: messenger RNA, 2697 nt
Organism: Dictyostelium discoideum AX4
Lineage: Eukaryota; Evosea; Eumycetozoa; Dictyosteliales; Dictyosteliaceae
Product: Ras GTPase domain-containing protein
Exons: 2
Coding region: 1-2697 (898 amino acids)
Molecular function (GO): GTPase activity; GTP binding
Source: RefSeq, a predicted model, not a curated record